This is a messenger RNA of Tripterygium wilfordii, 3026 nucleotides long. RefSeq names its product zinc finger CCCH domain-containing protein 54-like. Lineage: Eukaryota; Viridiplantae; Streptophyta; Magnoliopsida; Celastrales; Celastraceae. Bases 1989 to 2723 code for a protein of 244 amino acids. Gene Ontology annotation, molecular function: metal ion binding. The transcript has a single exon. The record is from RefSeq and is a predicted model, not a curated record.
AAAGAAAAAUGAGGGGGAAAUAGGAGAAAUCUCACUUAUUCUUGCGUAAGAUUUUGAUAACUUUAGGGCCAUUGGGGUGUGCGUGGUGUUUAUUUUUAUGUAGAUGGUGAGUUAAGAGCCCUGGAAAUAAGAACUUUUAUGGUUAAGAGUUAACUCUUUUUCCCCCAUACGCAAGCAUUAUGUAGUAGUGACAACUAGAGUUUUAGGUAGAGGUGGUAGCACCUAGACUAUAAUUUUUUUUUGGGCAAGGAAAACAUGCCUUUUUUACAUUUCAAACAAUAUGUGACAGAUUUUCUAGCGUAGUACAGUUAGUUUAUACAUGAGCGAGGUUAUUUGUGGAGGAUAUAUAUUGAUGCGAUUUAGUAAUUGUUGUAGUGAAUCUAGAACUGUAGAAAAGCAUUAAGGUUGUGUAUAUUGGAACUAAAUAGUGUAAAGGCCAUGGUUGGGAACUUGGGAGAACAAUUUGCUUACUCGUGUGUUGGGCCUUUUGAAACCAUGACUCAGUUCAAGAAUUGUUUGAGAAAGGCCUAGGUCUGGCAUGAUUAGAUGGAUCCGAUCAUGCCAACCGUGGCAGUUGGCAGUGUAGUAAGGCAGCUCGUCCCAGCCCGCUUACAUCCUUAUCCAGGAAAUAAUAAUUUCCUUUUUUAAUAGGUAACUGUGUUCUUACCUCCUGUAAAUGUCAAAUGGUCCCUCUUUUUCCAGGCACCAUACCAGUGGGAGGUCCUAGUUUGAGAUCGAAUAAUUCUCAGGCAAUUCAACCACACAAACAGAAGGACUAAUGCCUAAUGGCAAGUGAUCCGUGAUUUUGUUUUUGUCAUGGUCUAUAUGCGCUUUAAAGGCCAAAGAGUAGUUUGCUCAUUUUGUGUUGUCGUUUUGUUAACAAACUAUCGCAAAAACGCUCGGCACCUCUGAAUAAAGGGAUGAGAGCGAGCAAACAAGUUAUAAUGCACGAGAUGAGUCCAUGACCCUGAACACGUGUUGGAGAGAGUCUCAAGCAAAUUUUGCAUCCAACACGUGUGCAUAACCAUGCAAAUUUGGCAUUUUUGCCUUGCAUCCGAUGUAACGGUGCGAAUUUCUUCACUGUAAACGUCCGUCAAGAAGGUUGAGAACCGCGGUUCGUAGUUGGUACCGUCGGAGCUCCAUGAGAGAGCACUCAAGAGUGGUCCAAGUUCUUUUUUAUUUCAGAAAAAAAAAAAAAAGUUCUUUUUUAUGUUUUUCAAUUUGAAAAAAACCCAGCUAAAAGAAGUAAAAUGAGAUCUGAUCAUCUGAGAGUUACUGUUGGUCCAUUGGAGAAUCACUAGCCAUUAGGCCCAUUACUUGGUUUAACACUUGGGAUUGAAUAUUUGAAUUUCUUCAUACCCAAACACGAUCGAUGGAUUAAAUCACAAAAUGAAGCCCAUUUCAAACAGAUCCGCACCCUUUUUUCUCCCUUAAAUUGGAAAAUAUAUAGAUGAGCUUCAGGAUAUGGUGAAGGACCCAAAUGGCAAAUAGACAGAAGGUGAUCUCUCAUGGCCAACAGCUGGCUGACUGAAGUGACUAAUGGCAUCGAAGAGAAGCCAUGCAAACACUUAUCCUUAGCUAAGAUGGUAACCCAGAAGACGUCCGUUACCGUAAGAUGAAGGGUCGGAUACGGUAAGACGUCGUUAUCUCAAAGCAAAUUCAAUUGCUCUAUAAAUGCUGUUUCCCCCUCGCCCUGUCUAUCAGUGAAUGCUUCCUCUAUAAGCCUCAUAUCUCUUUUCCGGCCCACAUGGGUCCGCAUUUUUCUUCUUCUUCUUUAUGUUUCUUCUUUUGAGUCAUAAUUAAAGAAAUUCUUGACUGAAAAUCAGAAUCAUGAAGAGAUUGAAGCCCAACUCAGCAUUUCCUAUCUCCAAAUUCGUCCCCUGACACUCCCUCCCUUGUUCUUUGGUCCAUAUUUAUCACAUUAUUUACACAUUGGGCUUAACUAAUCUAUAAUCGAAACUCUAGAGGCUUUUGCGCAAUUUCCAAAAAUGUUGAGACGAGUCCAUCCCAGUUUUUACGACUUUCCAAACACAACCCCCCAAUACGACGGCGUAACUCACGCCAUUUACAGCUCCGAUGAAUUCCGCAUGUACGCGUACAAGAUCAAGAGGUGCACCAGGCUCCGCAGCCACGACUGGACCGAAUGUCCAUUCGCCCACCGCGGGGAGAAGGCCCAACGACGCGACCCGCUCAAGGUAUCAUACAUGGCCAUCGCCUGCCCUUCCUUCCGCGAAGGCACGUGCCACAGGGGCGACACGUGCGAGUUCGCACACGGCGUUUUCGAGUACUGGCUCCACCCGGCAAGGUAUCGCACUCGCGCCUGCAAUGCGAACCAUCUUUGUCGACGCAAAGUCUGUUUUUUCGCUCACACUCCCGAGCAGCUCAGGUCCGAGACCAAAUACAAGUGUCAUUUCACUUACCGGCCCCGAAUCAUGAACUUGAAAAGCUGCGGGGAUCCCAAAGGUUCGGGGAUGCGAUCGGGUUGUGUAGAUUGCGCCAGCACUUCAUCGCAUGGACCAGUGUCGCCGAUGAGGGUGUUGGAGAAGGAGGACUGUUUGGUCUCGGACUUUUUGAGGAGUUUGAGUGGGCUGAAGAUUAGGGAUGGUGAUGGAGCCGAAAAAACAGAUGGUGGGUUUAAGGGACCGGACUCAUACUUGGCAAAGCCAAAUAUCGAUUGGAUUUCAGAGUUGGUGGGAAGAAACGGUGAAGAAAAUCAGCAUUAAUUAUUGUUACUGGAACAUUUUUAACUCGGUUGUCCUGUUUUGUAUAUAGACUGUUUAAUAGUGAGAUUUGGAAGGAGUUGUUUCAUUGCAAUAAUGUGGUUUUGGCAAGUUGAUCUAUCUCGUUUAAAUAAUGAUGCAAAUCAUUUCCUUUUAACGAGUUAAGUGGCCAAUAAGAGCUUUCCAGUAAAAAAAGUAAGAGUUUCAUUACGAGUCUACACCCUCAUGAUUUGUUUCUCAAAACAUAAUAAUUGAGCCUUAACCGAAGUCACUAAGUCUAUGAAAAUACCUAAUUAAUUAUUUAAA